This is a messenger RNA of Coffea arabica (coffee), 2199 nucleotides long. The record is from RefSeq and is a predicted model, not a curated record. NCBI's taxonomy places the organism in Eukaryota, Viridiplantae, Streptophyta, Magnoliopsida, Gentianales, Rubiaceae.
AUGGAGGUGCAGGAUUUUGAGCGUGACCCGUCCAGGAGGAGAGGCCAGGUUUUUGAUCAGGAUGGGUUGGAGAAGGUGAAGCAGCAGGAGGUCGCGGCGAAUGACCAGCCAGCAGCUACGAGGAAGGGGGGCCGGUCUGCUAAGGCAAUUCUUAAUCAGGUAAAUCUCCAAUCGCAGAAUCCUUACUCUUUACAGUUGCUGGUGUUGCUGGAACCUUUGUCGGAUACUCCUCAACUUGAGGUGGUCCGACGGUUACUUGGGUUUGAUAGUGCUCUGGGAGCAUUGAAUAAUAAGGUGUGGGUUUAUUGGUACAAUGACAUGGCGUUGAAUUUCAAGGAACUGGCAGAACAACUCCUUCACAUGCACGUCACCUUCUCCUCGGGGUGCUCUAUUCAAUUCUCGGCAGUAUAUGCUCGGUGCACUAGGGUGGCAGCGACGAGAUCUGUUGUCAGCAAUGGGUGUGCUUUGGCAGGUGAAAUUGUUGGCGCCUGGUUACUAGCAGGAGAUUUUCACGUCAUCUCCAGUAUGGAGGAGCGCAUCGGAGGUUCCCCGGCCAAUGAAAGAAACAUGGACGAAUUUAAUGAUUCAAUUGGGCAAUUGUGGGUGUGGCAGCGCUUGGAUAGGGCCUUAAUGAAUCAGGAUUGGGCUGUUGGGUAUGAGUUCUCUCAUGUCUCACAUUUGUGCAGAGGUCGUUCGGAUCAUGCUCCACUGUUGAUUAGCUGCCAGAAUGGGAGUCCUAACAAACGUCCAUUUAAAUUUCUGAAUGUCUGGCGGAGGCACUCAGGUUUCAUGGAAGUGGUUUUUGGCAAUAUUUUUAACAGGGUCAGAGAGGCAGAGGUUGUUCUGAAACAACGGGAGGAGCAAUAUGACAUUGAGAGGGACUCGGGUUCCAGAUCAGCGCUGGAGGAGGCCAAGGCGGUUUAUGCGAGGAGCCUGGCAUGGGAAUGUGAGUAUUGGAGACAGAAGGCUGGCAUCCGAUGGUUGCAGGUGGGGGAUGCUAAUUCGGCAUUUUUUCAUUCUCGAUGCCGUCAGCGUCGCAACUUUAAUUUUAUGGCUCGCAUUAAAGAUCAGUCGGGAACAUGGGUGGAGCAUAUCCAAGACAUCAAGCAUUCAGCCGUGGACUUCUUUGCUUCUUUGUUAGCCUCUGAGCAACAUGGAUGGCAAGCUCCGGGGUUUCCUUUUACGCUCCCACAUUUGGCUACUGCGGACAAUGCCAUGUUAAGUGCGCCACCUGACAUGGAAGAAUUGAAGGGGGUGGUUUUUGCGUUACAGGCAGAUAGUGCUCCGGGACCUGAUGGGUUUGGGGCUGGCUUUUACCAGGCUUGUUGGGAUAUUAUCAAGUCUGAUUUGUUGGAGGCGGUUCAGGCGUUCUUCCAGGGUAUGCGUUUACCUAGGAGUUUUACUAGCACUUCUAUUCUUCUCCUUCCUAAGGUUGCGGGCGCCACGCAAUGGAAGGACUUCAGACCAAUCAGUUUGUGCAACGUCUGCUCAAAGAUUAUUUCUAAGAUCGUUUCAGAUCGGUUGGGUAGGGUUCUUCCUGCUUUAGUGGACCCCUGGCAGACUGGCUUUGUACCAGGCCGUGGAAUCACGGACAACAUUCUUCUCACGCAAGAGUUGGUGGCAGAUUUAGAUCGGCGAUUGAAGCACCCGAAUCUCAUGCUGAAAUUGGAUAUGGAAAAGGCGUAUGACAGGGUCGAGUGGCCUUUUCUUUUGUUUAUGCUGCGAAAGUUUGGUUUUGAGGAAAAGGUGGUAGACAUCAUUUUUCGUCUGGUGUCUAAUAAUUGGUUUUCAGUAUUGGUCAAUGGGGAGGCUGCGGGAUUUUUUAAGUCCUCAAAGGGGCUUCGGCAGGGGGACCCGGUGUCUCCUGCCCUUUUUGUAUUAAUUGCCGAGUUUUUAGGUCGAGAUCAUCUUCUGGUUAGUCAACCGGGCAGGUUGUUUGUUUCGUCAGGGACUCCGGUGCCCUACCUCGCUUUUGCUGAUGACAUGCUAAUUUUUACAAGAUGCUUGGAGGAGUGCCUGACUGCAAUCAAGGGGUUUCUUACGGCGUACCAGGAGGCCUCUGGUCAAAGGGUAAAUUGCAGUAAGAGCUCCUUUUUCUUGCCAUCAGGGCUACUUCAAGGCAGGAGGAGGUGGUGCAUAGGAUUUUGGGUUUUCACGUCAAUUAUUUCCAUUCACCUAUUUGGGGUCACCUAUUUAUAA